Gamsiella multidivaricata is the source of this 624-nucleotide messenger RNA. Its product is annotated as RAB/GTPase protein. The record is from RefSeq and is a predicted model, not a curated record. The transcript is spliced from 7 exons. Gene Ontology annotation, molecular function: GTP binding; GTPase activity. Bases 1 to 624 code for a protein of 207 amino acids. Gene Ontology annotation, cellular component: endosome; plasma membrane. Lineage: Eukaryota; Fungi; Mortierellomycota; Mortierellomycetes; Mortierellales; Mortierellaceae. Gene Ontology annotation, biological process: regulation of exocytosis; protein secretion; protein localization to plasma membrane.
AUGUCGACCCCAAAGAGUGCCUCUUACGAUUAUCUCAUCAAGCUGCUGUUGAUUGGCGACUCUGGUGUUGGCAAGUCCUGCCUGCUGUUGCGUUUCUCUGAUGAUUCGUUUACGCCCUCCUUCAUCACCACCAUUGGUAUUGACUUCAAGAUUCGUACCAUCGAGCUGGAUGGCAAGCGCAUCAAACUUCAGAUCUGGGACACCGCUGGCCAGGAGCGCUUCCGCACCAUUACCACAGCUUACUAUCGCGGAGCUAUGGGCAUCCUUCUGGUCUACGAUGUCACGGACGAGCGCUCCUUUAGCAACAUUCGUAACUGGUUCUCAAACAUUGAACAGCACGCCAGCGAGGGGGUCAACAAGAUCUUGAUUGGAAACAAGUGCGAUAUGCCCGAUAAGAAGGUGAUUUCCAAGGAUCAGGGUCAGGCCCUUGCGGAUGAAUUUGGAAUCAAGUUUUUGGAGACAAGUGCUAAGUCCAACAUCUGUGUCGAGGAGGCAUUUUUCUCCCUUGCCAGGGACAUCAAGAAGCGCAUGAUCGACACCCAGACUAACCAAACGCAGAAUCCCAACACUCUGGUAGUGGAGGAUAGAAGCGGCAACAAACUCGGAAAUGGAUGCUGCAACUAG